UAACGAAAAGCAAAGUAGCCAAUAGCCGGUGAGUAUUCUACGAUGGGAAAAAAAGCGGAUCCACCGCCGCUAGUAAACAAGUUACCGAAACCAGAAACAUGGCGUCGUCGGCCGGGUCAGGAGCGACGUUCGGCCCGGGCGCCGAGUGCACGGUGCCGGCUUGCAUGUUCGCCCCGGACCGGGGUUGCGCGGACGGUUCAUGCGGGGAAGAGGUCUUCGAGGACGGCGAGGGGACCAACGGCGAGUCCGGCGGUCUUUUGGACUUGAGCAACAAGCUGCUCCUGGUGAGUCCUACGGGGGAACAGUACGACGCCCUGAUGCGACACCUUCGGGAGCGACUAGACGAGGGCUGCGGAGAAACCAUCUAUGUGGUCGGAAUGGGCUCAGACGGCGGCGACUACGGUCUGAACGACACGGACAUGGAGGCGUCCAUCGCCACGGUGAGGUCGCUGUGCGAGCAGAUCGAGGCGGACCUCAUCCCGCUGAGAGAGAGGACGGAGGCGGGCGGUAAGAUCUGCGACUACCUGAUCCGCCGGCGUGUGGGCGAGCAGGACUUCCUGGAGGUCAGGGUGGCGGUGGUCGGCAACGUGGACGCCGGCAAGAGCACCCUGCUGGGCGUUCUGACCCACGGCGAGCUGGACAACGGUCGAGGCUUUGCCCGCCAGAAGCUCUUCCGGCACAAACACGAGAUGGAGAGCGGCAGGACCAGCAGCGUGGGGAACGACAUCCUGGGUUUUGACCACGAGGGGCAGGUAGUCAACAAGCCCGACAGUCACGGCGGAGGCUUGGACUGGACCAAGAUCUGUGAGAAGUCCUCCAAGGUGAUCACCUUCAUCGACCUGGCGGGACACGAGAAGUACCUGAAGACCACCGUGUUUGGCAUGACCGGACACCUGCCAGACUUCUGCAUGCUGAUGGUUGGCAGUAACGCGGGCAUCGUGGGCAUGACCAAGGAGCACCUGGGUCUUGCUCUGGCUCUGAACGUCCCGGUGUUUGUGGUUGUCACCAAGAUAGACAUGUGUCCCGCCAACGUCCUGCAAGAAACCCUCAAGUUACUACAGAGGUUGUUGAAGUCUCCGGGCUGCAGGAAAAUACCAGUCUUGGUGCAGAACAAAGACGACGUCAUCGUCACGGCGUCCAACUUCAGCUCGGAGAGGAUGUGUCCCAUAUUCCAGAUUUCAAACGUGACGGGAGAGAACAUGGAGCUCCUGAAGAUGUUCCUCAACCUCCUCUCCUCCAGAACCAACUUCAACGACGACGAGCCCGCAGAGUUCCAAAUAGACGACACGUACUCUGUUCCGGGCGUCGGCACGGUGGUGUCGGGGACAACGUUACGAGGGAUGAUCCGUCUCAACGACACGCUGCUCCUGGGGCCCGACCCCCUGGGCACCUUCAUCCCCAUCGCCGUCAAGUCCAUCCACCGCAAGAGGAUGUCCGUCAAGGAGGUGCGCGGCGGACAGACGGCGUCCUUCGCCCUCAAGAAGAUCAAACGCUCGUACAUCAGGAAAGGAAUGGUGAUGGUCUCCCCGAAGCUGGCGCCGCAGGCCACCUGGGAGUUUGAGGCGGAGAUCCUGGUGCUCCACCACCCAACCACCAUAUCCCCGCGCUACCAGGCCAUGGUCCACUGUGGAAGUAUCCGUCAGACCGCCACCAUCCUGACCAUGAACAAAGACUGCCUGAGGACCGGCGACAAGGCCUCGGUCCACUUCCGCUUCAUCAAGACGCCCGAGUACUUGCACUGCGACCAGAAGCUGGUGUUCAGAGAGGGGCGCACCAAAGCUGUGGGCACCAUCAUGAAGCUGCUGCAGUCCGUCAACACCCAGGCGGCCAGGGCGCAGCAGGCCAAGAUGCUGGCCGGCAAGAAGAGCGCCGAGGAGGGCCGGCCGCUCAGCCCCAACGCGGCGUCACUCACGCUCAAGUCCGGAGGCGGAGGACGGCGACGAGGCGGCCAGCGACACCGAGGGAAGGGCGGCGCCAACGCCACCAACACGCCGCCAGCGGUCCCGGCAUCGGCGAGCGCCGUUUGAAGUGAGCCCAGACCCUUUUUUUUUUCUUGCAAGUGUUCGCCUCCGUUCUCUCUCGCUCACAAAACUCGGCAAAGUGGUUCUAGAACGUGGUCAAAGGUUCAGGCUGACGUUUGCUCGCUCGGUGUCGCCGCCAAACAAGAACGAUGCCUCCACAGUGUUUAGUAGAACGGAACCUCACCCUCUUUUUUUUUUAAAAAGAGCCGACUGACGCGCCGGCAAAGCUCGACCGCUGCCUGGCGAGUGCGAGAAAACACAAGCCGGGACAAUCUGUAUUUUAGUUUCUCUCUUCACGACAAGGGAAGAAGAAUGUUGUGUGUGUUGAGGUGCCAAUCACGCCGUUUAAAUUAAACGCUUGUGAUGGGAAUCCUUUUUCAAUAAAGCUGCUGCAAAAACUUG
Molecule: messenger RNA, 2423 nt
Organism: Nerophis ophidion (straightnose pipefish)
Lineage: Eukaryota; Metazoa; Chordata; Actinopteri; Syngnathiformes; Syngnathidae
Product: GTP-binding protein 1-like
Exons: 14
Coding region: 99-2027 (642 amino acids)
Biological process (GO): translational elongation
Molecular function (GO): GTPase activity; translation elongation factor activity; GTP binding
Source: RefSeq, a predicted model, not a curated record